Helianthus annuus (common sunflower) is the source of this 1444-nucleotide messenger RNA. Its product is annotated as probable 2-oxoglutarate-dependent dioxygenase At3g111800. NCBI's taxonomy places the organism in Eukaryota, Viridiplantae, Streptophyta, Magnoliopsida, Asterales, Asteraceae. The transcript is spliced from 3 exons. The record is from RefSeq and is a predicted model, not a curated record. The coding region runs from base 215 to 1285 and encodes 356 amino acids.
GAAGAAUUGAAGAUAUUCAUUUUGUUUUUCAAAGUAUGAUUUCUAGUCGGCGUUGUUGUUAUCUUAGUGUAGUAGACAACACAUGUUAAAGUAUGAUUUCUGGUCGGCGUUGUUAUCUACCAUUACCCCAUCCCUUUAAAAGGCACCCACCCUUCUCAAACACUCGACACUCCUAACCUCAUCUCUCUUGUAUCCACCAAGUCUAAUUUCUGACAUGGAUUUACCUAUUGGUUGGCUCGAACCGGUCGUCCGGGUCCAAACAUUGUCAGAUACUGGGAGCCCAGUGAUCCCAGACCGUUAUAUCAAACCAUUAGUCCAACGACCAUCGUUCAACACACAAUCACAUAGCCAAAACAUCCCUAUUAUCGAUCUUUAUGAGUUGACAAAUGGUAGCGCUACCGCGCAAAAAGCCGUCAUGGACCAAAUCUCCAUCGCGUGCCGCGAGUGGGGUUUCUUUCAAGUACUGAAUCAUGGUAUUAGUGAUGAAUUGGUGGAUGGGGCUCGGGAGGUUUGGAAGGAGUUCUUUCAUCAACCGAUGGAAGUGAAACAAGAUUAUGCAAACACACCAAACACUUACGAAGGGUAUGGAAGUCGAUUAGGAAUCCAAAAGGGUGCGAUUCUUGAUUGGAAUGACUAUUUUUUCCUCUACUAUCUUCCUUCAAAACUUAAGGAUCAUAACAAGUGGCCUUCUCAACCACCUUUCCUUAGGGACGUGGUCGAAGAAUACUCGAAAGAGAUUGUGAGACUAGGCAAAGACUUGUUGAGGAUAUUUUCGAUAAAUCUAGGUCUACAAGAAGACUAUCUUCAAGGUGCGUUUGGUGGUGACGACAUUGGAGCGUGCUUGAGAGUAAAUUUCUACCCGAAAUGUCCUCAACCCGACUUGACUCUGGGACUGUCGUCUCAUUCGGACCCGGGUGGCAUGACUUUCCUACUCCCUGAUGAGAAUGUUAGUGGUCUCCAAGUUAGAAAAGGUGAUGAAUGGAUCACAGUUAAACCUGCACGGCAUGCAAUCAUUGUCAACAUCGGAGAUCAAAUCCAGGUUUUAACAAACGGCAAUUACAAGAGCGUGGAGCAUAGAGUGAUAGUAAACCCUGAUAAAGAAAGAGUGUCGUUAGCUUACUUUUUCAAUCCAAAGAGUGAUGUGCUUAUCAAGCCAGCAACAGAGCUUGUUACGUCAACCAAACCUGCACUUUACCAACCGAUGACUUACGGUGAAUAUAGACGUUUCAUUCGAACCGAUGGUCUACAAGGAAAAUCGCAACUUGAGUCUUUGAAAUCUUCAUGAAAGUAGGAUUUGGGGUCAUAAAACUACAUAAAUAAAGGCAAGAAAUGAAAUUAAGGUUAUCCUUAAUUUCUUUUACUUAGUUUAUUAUUGGAAUAACUGUAAUCGUGAAAUAUAUGACUUUUAUCAUCAAAAUUGGUUAUAUGUAUUAAUCAUUUUCAU